Gymnogyps californianus (California condor) is the source of this 3777-nucleotide messenger RNA. RefSeq names its product TNF superfamily member 10 (gene TNFSF10). Gene Ontology annotation, biological process: immune response. NCBI's taxonomy places the organism in Eukaryota, Metazoa, Chordata, Aves, Accipitriformes, Cathartidae. The coding region runs from base 1 to 885 and encodes 294 amino acids. Gene Ontology annotation, molecular function: tumor necrosis factor receptor binding; CD40 receptor binding. Gene Ontology annotation, cellular component: membrane. The record is from RefSeq and is a predicted model, not a curated record. The transcript is spliced from 5 exons.
AUGCUGCCCGCGGCCGGUCCCAGCCCCGGGCAGACCUGCGGGGCCGUGCUCGUCGCCGCCGUGCUCCUGCAGUCCGUCUGCGUGGCCGUCACCUUCCUCUACUUCACCAACGAGCUCAAACAGCUCCGGGACACGUACUCCAAGAGUGGCAUUGCUUGUCUCACCGGGGAGGAAAUCGGAAAUUUCAUCCAAAACUUGGAUCUAAUCGAAAGCGAAGACAGAGCGGCUGAUCCCUGCUGGCAAGUAAAGUGGCACCUGGGAAAGUUAAUUAAAAAGAUGAUGUCAAGAAGCUACGAGGAAAACAUAUCUGCAAUCAACGCUGAAAGAGCCCCGACGCUGUCGCACUCCGAUGGGCAGCAACCGCGCAGUCCCGUCAACAGGAUCGCGGCCCAUCUGACGGGCAACAGCAAUAGGAAGAAUUCCCUGUCCCCACGCACAGAUUCCUCGCCCAGAAGAGGGAACGGACAAAAAAUAAACAACUGGGAAUCGUCAAGGAAAGGCCAUUCUUUCCUUUACAACGUGGAGCUGAGAAACGGCGAGUUAGUGAUACCCCAAACGGGCUUUUAUUACAUCUACUCACAAACUUAUUUUCGUUUCCGUGAAAAUGAGGACGAGGAUUCAGAUUUGUUGGCACAAAUCAGGAACCCCAAACAGCUUGUCCAAUACGUUUACAAACUGACGAAUUACCCAGAACCCAUUUUGCUCAUGAAGAGUGCAAGAACAAGCUGCUGGUCUAAAAAGGCAGAAUAUGGACUUUAUUCCAUCUACCAAGGUGGUGUGUUUCAGCUGAAAAGAGAGGACAGGAUUUUUGUCUCUGUCAGUAAUGGUGACAUAGUUGACAUGGACAAAGAAGCAAGUUUUUUUGGAGCCUUUAUGAUCGGUUAAAAGAUGAAAGUCAUGCUCCGAAGGAGCCAGUUUUCCUAGUCAGGACCAGCUUAAAAUUCUAUAAAACGGGGGAUAAUAAGCAAACACUGUAGCAAUACCGGCAAUACCAGACUCCCCUUUCUCAGCUCACUCAGCGCGAGGUCCGACCGUGCCGAAUACUCUCCCGCCAGCCGGGAAGGAGCAGCAGCAGCUGGCUGCAGCUGCGGAGGGCGAUGCUUUGUGCAGGCACGGGCACCGCGGCUGGCUGCCCAGCCAGGCUGGGGGCGUGCGAGGAUUUCACACGCCACCGAUGAUACCUUCGGCCAGAACCCCAGGCAGGUAAGCGCUCGCUGCCACCUCCGCAGAGAUGCCCCGUGCCGGCUCAGCCGCAGCAGGUGGGACGGAGGAUGCUCCAGGUCCGGUUACUCGAGGCUGAGACUGGACAGCAAAUUUUAUUCGUGGUCUCCAUUGGGACCCCAUCUCGAAUAUCUCAGCUCCUGUAAGGAGCCUUUGCAAGUACUGCUUCUCGGAUGCCCAUGGAAUUACUCUGGAAGUUUUUCUUUGAACCUGAGUUUUACACAAGUUGAAAGGCCGUCAGAAACUCAAACUGCACAUCUUCAUCUCAUCUAACAAAGCACUUAAGCACCUAAUUAAUUUUAAGCACACGAACAGUCUGACUAAAUCAGGGUAUUUACAUGCUUGAAAUUAAUUAUGUGCUUAAGCAUUUUUCAGGAUCAUGGCUUGAGUAAACACAUUAGUCUGUCUUAAUCAGGAUAUUGUACAUAAAACCAGCUGCUGAAAUGGCACAGAAGAGGUUUUGAAAUCAAUCAGUAUUUUUAUCAGCACAUUAUGGUAGUGCCUAUUUACUUAAUUGCUGUGCUGCAAAGAUUUCACCAGGCUUCCAAUAGGUUCAGUAACGUAGUUGCUGUUACACUUGCUGACAGCAAGUACUUCAUCCAGAAAAAAGGUGUUUUUCUGUAAGUACUGAAUUCUAUUAGACAUUUGCCACAAAUUAAGCGUGACAUGGUUCUUCCAUGUUUAUUGGUACUGGCCUGUAUUUGGUAGGAUGUAAUGCAGAAUAACACACCCCGAUGACUAAUAUUUUAAGGAAAAUAGACACAACUAUCUGUACUUAAACAAGGGCUGCAUAUUUAGGUAAUGCUGUUUUGAUUUAUUUUUAGGAAUGGGUGGAAAAAUUUCAUAAUUUUUUUUAAACCAUAUUUUUUUUUAAAAAACUGGCCACUAUAUUUUUUAAGUGUAUGAGUAGGACUAUUUUGUAUUAAAAAAAAAAGGGGAAAAGCUGUGUGGGCUAGAUCCACAGCAAAAGUCAGGUAGCAUAAAUCGGCACAUCCGCAGCAUUGUCAGUGGAGCGAUACCAGUUUGCACCAUGAAUGCAUUUUGGCCUGGUUCAGAGAAAACAGUGGGGAAAAGAAGGUGAAAGCGAAAAAAAAUUGGAGGGAAAGGAAGACAGUUGUUCUGCAAAUGUUAGUUUACAUCAGCAGAAUGAUGCCAGGAGAAAGUCUGGUGGUCUAUUUUUUUAAUGCACUAAGGUUGCCGUGGGAACCCUCACGUUCACCUCCACAUUCUGGUAAUUAAAUCCCUGUGCAGCCCUUGCAUAUGAGCCUCACGAGUAAAUGUGCAUCGUUCAUCUUACUACUUUGUCAACAAGAGGCAAUGAAUAGACACAAGCCCCUGCAUUUAUUUUGUCAUUCAGAAAAGCAGGUAUGUUGGCUCACUGAAAUACCUGUGUUUGAGCAGCAAGAGAAGAAUUUCAGGAAUACCCUCCUUUUGACAGGUUAGGGCAAAGAAACACACUGCCGUAAGCCUAAAAUGAUGAGUUUUAACUUUUGCCUGCUGUUUUAACAUAGCGUCGUGCAUACUGUUUUCAGUGGUAAUCAAAUAUGUGAAAUUCUUCGUCGUUUACUGGAACACUUUGGUUUGCCUCAUUCUCAAAUCAUCUGUUUCAACAGAGAACAGAAAAUAUUUCUACAGUUUUCUUUCUCAUUUCAGUAUUUAAUUCAGAAAUUUUCUGCCUGCCAGAAAAGGCUAGGGAGAACAAAGCCAUCCCCUACAUAUCUGGAUGUCUGCUAUAUUGAAGAAAUGACUUUUGUAGGUUCUCCUUGCAAAUGGAUCGUCCUUUUCGAUCUCAGCACAGGAUUGACCCAUGUUAUCAGGUUGGAGGGGUUUUUUAGCAACUUAUUAUAUGAAAAAGUUAGUUGGGUUUUGGUUUUUUUUUAGAAAUGUUAUUUUAGGAGCUUAUUUGAAAGACAAUUUAUUUGAACUGUGAAAAAGUAUUUCGGAUUUACUGGUGGCAGCUUAGAGUCAGAAACCCUCCCUAUGGCUAAGAACCGAUUUGUGUAACGUAGGAGUCGUGGCUGCUAGAAAGGACUGGAAGGAAACCGUGGGGGACUCCACAAACUUGCAGCUGAUGCUCAGACAAACUGUCUAUUACACACAGAUUUUUUUGCUACAUGUUCUCUCCUCAACUCUCAAUAUAUAACGCCAUGCCGGCUGUCGCUUGGGGAAUGCUCCCUGGCAUUAUCUUCCUUUUUUAUCUAAAUGUACAUAUUCUUGGUCUCUGCAUGCAGAGCAUAUCACAACAGGGAUCACGCCAAAUAAUCAUAUUUUAUGUUUGAAUAAUCCAAAGGCAUGCUUGCCAGAUAUUAUCUUGGGGAGAGAUUAUCAAGCAAUUAUCAGACAGGACACAUUUGAAGAUGAAUGGAAGGAUAUAGCAACUUCUGUUUGUACAUUUGCACCCUGAAUCAUACUUUUCAUCUCACUUCACGUUGAAUGGCGAAUGUAGCAAAUUUUUAUUUGUGGAUGUAGGUUGUGGUAACAUGUAAAUAUUGUAAAUUUUCUACAUGCAUUUUGUAUAAAACAUUUUUAGUAAAUAGUUAUUUAGUCUUGCAGUGA